Molecule: messenger RNA, 1949 nt
Organism: Etheostoma cragini (Arkansas darter)
Lineage: Eukaryota; Metazoa; Chordata; Actinopteri; Perciformes; Percidae
Gene: hyal2b
Product: hyaluronidase 2b
Exons: 4
Coding region: 355-1785 (476 amino acids)
Biological process (GO): hyaluronan catabolic process; carbohydrate metabolic process
Molecular function (GO): hyalurononglucosaminidase activity; hyaluronoglucuronidase activity
Source: RefSeq, a predicted model, not a curated record
CAUGCUAUUUUUCAUAGAAACGGCGAAAAAAAGAAUAAUUAUGUCUUUCAUAAAUGUAUCACCCCCUACUCAGGAACUGCACUGUAGGCCUACUGAUGUUGCUCAAUGUUUUACUCGUCAUCAUCGCUCCUGCCUUUAGCUUAGCUGCCAGAUGUGUCAAUCAUUACAUCGCUGGGGAGAUAGGUCUGCAAUGCGAGACUAGUCAGUCAUUAACAUGGAUUGAACGGACUCCGACUGUUAUCUUUCACAUGGCAGGGCGGUGGAAAAGUAACUUAUCGGACGGUUACAUGAGUGGAAUAAGCUCCGGUCCCCAGUUUCAUCACAACAGAGAAAGAGGGAAAGCUAGCAGUGACCAUGGAGGCUGGAUUUCACUCUCUCUUCCCCACAGCUGGCCAGCUGCCUUGGUUGCUUCUGACUCUGUUGACAUCAUGGACAGUCUUGUGUUCACCAGAUAUAAAGCAGACAAGAUGGCCAUUAUAUUCCCAGAAGCCAGUUCUUCUUGCCUGGAAUGCCCCAACACAGGAGUGUGCCCCGCGACAUCGCGUAACUUUAUCUUUGGACCAGUUUGACAUUGUGGCAUCUCCCAAUGAGGGCUUUGUCCGGCAGAACCUCACAAUUUUCUAUAAGGAGCGCCUUGGGUUGUAUCCCUAUUAUGAGCGUGGUGGGACAGCAGUGAAUGGAGGUCUUCCACAGCUUGCCAGCCUUACUCAGCACUAUGAAAAGAUGCCUGAAGGUUUGCAAAAAUAUAUACGUGAGCCAGAGGCAAAAGGUUUGGCUGUAAUUGACUGGGAGGAGUGGAGACCCUUGUGGAUCCGAAAUUGGGAUAUUAAAGAUAUAUAUCGAAAUAAAUCUCGUGAAAUGGUGGCCAAAAAGAACCCUAAGUGGACCCCAGAACACGUGGGAAAAGUUGCACAGCAGGAAUUUGAGCUAUCAGCUAGCAAAUUUAUGCUGGAGACUCUAAAACUUGCCAAGAAUUUGAGGCCAAAUCAACUGUGGGGCUUCUACCUGUUUCCAGAUUGUUACAACCAUGACUACAGGAGUGGUCUGAAGAACUACACAGGCCGCUGUCCUGUUGUGGAGAUGGCCCGCAAUGAUCAACUGAACUGGUUAUGGAUGGAAUGUACAGCGUUCUACCCAUCUAUAUACAUAGGUUCUGUACUAGGCUCUACAAAUGAUGGACGCCUCUUUGUCCGAAACAGGCUAAAGGAGGCAAUGCGCCUGGCAUCUGUUGGGGAUGGACUAGCACGGCCUGUUUUUGUUUAUACCCGCCCUACAUACAUCAAUCAGAUGACCCUCCUAACUCAGACAGAUCUGGUCUCCACCAUUGGGGAGAGUGUUGCACUCGGAGCAGCGGGUGUAAUUUUCUGGGGGGACACCUCCUAUGCAAGCAGCAGUGCCAGCUGCUCCACCCUGAAUGAGUAUCUUCAGGGACAACUGGGCCGGUACCUCCUCAAUGUGUCUACAGCAGCAGAAAAGUGCAGUCAGAUGGUGUGUAAAUCACACGGCCGCUGUCUACGCAAAAUACCAGACAAUGAAGUGUACCUGCAUCUCAGUCCUUUAACGCACAGCAUCACCAGUCAGGGGGGCCGGCUGAAGGUUACAGGCGUGCCUGGCCAAGCAGAGCUGGCUCAUUUCCACACACACUUCCAGUGCCAAUGCUACAGUGGGUACAGGGGCGAGGCCUGUGCUCAGAAAGAAAAAGGGCAGAAUAGAGCCUCCUCUGUCUUAGGGACCUGGCCUUUUUGCCUUUUACUCCCACUAGGACUCCUCACUCUGCUACACUGAGGAAACUGAGAAGCCUCAAACUAUUCACUGCCAGCCCUGAAAAGGACAGUUCAGACUUUUCAACAAAAAGGUGGUCAUUUACUGCUCACUAGUGAUGCUGAUGCGCUGACAACAGCAGACAGUCACUUUGGUCAUCAGAGAUCUCCCAGUAUGCUGGGAGCUUU